UAAGGUGCCAGUCGGUCUGGCGGCGUUAAAAGAGGACGGACGCGCGGUCUCGCUACUAGCGCGUGGAGUGGGGGGACCAAUUCUCCGAACGUCGCGAUCGAAAAUGGUCGCCAUGUAGAAUCGGGUCGGUCGUGCGUUCGCGUGUUUUCCUCUUAAUUUCGAUUAGUUUUCGUUUCGUGCGAUGGCCCACGGACUGCCGAAACGCGGGGUGACGCGGUGUCGCGCCGAAGGCAAGACGGGCGUCGGCUCCAGGCGCAUAUUCUCGCCGCAGUUCAAGCUCCAGGUGCUCGACUCGUAUCGCGGGGACGCGGACUGCAAGGGCAACCAGCGGGCCACCGCCCGCAAAUACGGCAUCCACCGUCGCCAGAUACAAAAGUGGCUCCAGGUGGAGAACGCGUUGAGGAGCGGCGUCAAGCAACAAAGCAAGAGCGCGGCCGCGUCCUUGAACGUCGACAGACAGCCUGACGACGACGAAUCGCGAGUUCCGGCGCACGCGGAGCCAUCUAGCGGCUGGCAGCGCAACGUCGCACCUUUGGAUCUGUCGUUCAAGAGGCGCGAGUCGGAUACGCCGACGGCCGCGACGUCGCUGGGGGUGGCCCUGCCGUCGCCGCAGCCGCCGCCGCCGCCGCCUCCGCUCGCGUACCAGCCGGACGUGUGGGACUUGUCCACGAAGCCGCUCAGGCCUCCCGUGAAGCUGUUCAAGCCGUACCUGGACGUGGAGGAGGAGGCGGCGCCGCCGCCUCCGCCUCCCAGGUCGCCCCAGCCCGUGUACUUGUGUCAGCAGGUGUAUUACGUGAACGACAACAACAACUACGACGCGUAUACGUUGCACGAGCUGCAGCCCAAGAGCUAUUAUUAUCGCCACCAUCAGCCGUAUUACCCCGAGUGCUGCGCGUACGAGGAGACGCCGCUGAAGCAGCGCCAGUCGUACAGCCUCGACUUCAAGCUGAGCGCGAUCGACUGCUACUAUCGGGACGCCGCGUGCCGGGGCAAUCAGAGGGCGGUCGCCGCCAAAUACAACGUGCACCGGAGGCAGGUGCAGAAGUGGCUGAAGCAGGCGGACGAGCUGAAGUCGCGGAACGAGGUGCUGCAGCACUCGCACGCGGUCAGGUAGACCCCGCCGCCCGAUUACAAAGUUUGUGUGCCUUGUAGACGUAAGGAUAUUCCGUGCCAAAAUGUCGCCCCGUCCUGGGGACAGAUAUUUACGCUAGUUUUUUAAACGUUUUGCUGCAAUUACAAUGUGAUUCCUAGGUGGUAAACUUUUUUUAUCGGUCGGUGCGUAGAGAGGCGGCCCGGUGUAUUUUUUAAGCGACUUUUUACAUAACAAAGAUGUACAAAUUAUCAGCCGUCAGAGCGGAAUGUAAUAUUUUAUAUCAGAAAGUUUUA
Messenger RNA from Cylas formicarius (sweet potato weevil), 1386 nucleotides. RefSeq lists its product as uncharacterized. Bases 182 to 1114 code for a protein of 310 amino acids. Lineage: Eukaryota; Metazoa; Arthropoda; Insecta; Coleoptera; Brentidae. The record is from RefSeq and is a predicted model, not a curated record. The transcript has a single exon.